Neurospora tetraspora is the source of this 507-nucleotide messenger RNA. Its product is annotated as bola protein. The coding region runs from base 139 to 483 and encodes 114 amino acids. Gene Ontology annotation, biological process: intracellular iron ion homeostasis. The transcript has 2 exons. Gene Ontology annotation, molecular function: 2 iron, 2 sulfur cluster binding. NCBI's taxonomy places the organism in Eukaryota, Fungi, Ascomycota, Sordariomycetes, Sordariales, Sordariaceae. The record is from RefSeq and is a predicted model, not a curated record. Gene Ontology annotation, cellular component: nucleus; cytosol.
CCUGCCGAUUAUUCAUCCAUUCAUUCUUUCCUUCUUUCUCCCACUCAUACUUCCCCGACUCGAUUUCCAAAGCAAGAUCUCCAAAUAUCACCUCCUCCUACACCGGAGACCAGACAUACUAGCACACAAAACACAAAAAUGGCCGACAACCAAGAACCAGCAAUAACAGAGGACUUCCUCUCCGCCGCCCUCAAGACGCGGCUCAAUGCCACUCACGUAGAAGUAACAGACAUGUCGGGCGGUUGCGGCGCCUCCUUCACCUCCCUCAUCGUCUCGCCCGACUUCGUCGGCAAAAACUCGCUCAAGCGGCACCGACUGGUCAACGCGGCGCUCAAGGUGGAGAUUGCGCGGAUCCACGCGUGGAGCGCCAAGUGCCAGACGCCCGAGGAGUAUUCCAAAGAAAGGGCGGCUACCGGCGGGAACGACGGCCCGCCCAUGGAUGGGACGAAUGCUGAGGGGAAGGUGGAGGGUGUUGCUCAGUGAGUGAAGGGAGUGAAAAGGAGGAAG